Solea senegalensis (Senegalese sole) is the source of this 1342-nucleotide messenger RNA. RefSeq names its product transmembrane protein 182-like. Lineage: Eukaryota; Metazoa; Chordata; Actinopteri; Pleuronectiformes; Soleidae. The record is from RefSeq and is a predicted model, not a curated record. Bases 59 to 967 code for a protein of 302 amino acids. Gene Ontology annotation, cellular component: membrane. The transcript is spliced from 5 exons.
UUCUGUGUGAGCAAAAGUCUCUGCCCUGUAACUGUAUCUCCCAACAAAUGACCAACACAUGAUGCAAAUGUUUAUUUUCACUGUCACGCUCCUGAUUGGUCAGUGUUGUGUGUUGUGGACAUGCUGUACACUUCAGUCUCUUGCAGCAGAUCCGGAUCCAUGUGUUGUAUUUAAACACAACAGAAAAGAUGAAGGCGUGAGAGGGGGGAAAACACAAGACAUGUCUCCUGUCGAGAGGACCAAGCUGCUCCUCUUCUUCGCGCUGUUCUCUGGAGUUGUUGGAUUUCUGCUCAUGCUGCUCUCCUGUGGGACAGAGUACUGGCUGCUGGCUGCCCAGUCCUGCAGAGACGAGGCUCUCGAUGAGGUGACGAUGUUUCACGAGGGCCUGUUUUGGCGCUGCUCCUUCACGGCCUCUUCCCUCCAGUACUCCACGUGGGGCCUUUUGAUCUCAAAUCAGCCAUCAUCAAAGAUCUGCCAGGCUGCUUUCCUCUUCCCAUUCCCUGUGAACGAGCCUGCGAGAGAUUUGGUGGAGCGGCACAGUUUCCCCAAAGAACCAUACGAGCAUCCGUCUGCCAUCGUUUUCAGGACUUUCUGGAGCAUCUUUCUCGUCGCUGGUGUCGCAGCUGUCGUCACGGGUGAGUUUGUCGUGAUCUGUGCCGGCCCACUCACCAAUCACAGACUCUUCAAAGCAGGCGGGACUCUUCAGCUUUGUGGCGGUGUGUGUCUGCUGGCUGUAGUGUUGAUGUAUCUGCUGUGGGUCCAGGUCCUGGAUACUCUGGAGCAGUUUGCCCUCCACCAGAGCCUCUCCAGCUGCCCGUCCUUCCAUCUCAGCGUGGAGCACGGUCCCUCCUUCCUCCUGGCUCCGGCCGCGGUCUUCUUCUGCCUGCUCGCGGGUCUGCUCUCCGUCCUGGUCGGUCAGAACGUUCAACGUGACGGGAAGAAACACAACAGCAUUCCUGACAUUUAAAUACCCGUGGUUUGUCUUUUUCCUUCACUGAAACUUGAACUUUUCAAAGGCGAUGACGGAUUUUUCCCCUUUUUUUUUUUCCAUCAGUAAAAGAUAAUUGGUAUCCUUCUCCAGAAAUUGGUCAUUAUAAAUGAUUUUUCUAAUCUAUUUAACAGAUCCCAUUGUGAUUAAUACCCAGAUAUACUCACUCUCAUUUGAUUAUAAGUGAUGUAUCAGUUUUGACAAAAGUGAAGCGUGUGUGUCUGUGUGUGUGUGUGUGUGUGUUGAAGGAUUGAGGAGAUUGAGUGUGAGCGCGCCUGCCUGUCAGCAGGACAUCAGGUUGAAGCCGUGGGUCAGAAGGAUGGAGAUAAUAAUAAAUUAGACUGUCAUAAUCCA